CGAGAAGUUGUUCAUCUUGGACUCGGUCUGUUUGUUUCGUAACUAAACUGACUGACUUGUUGAAUUGAGUGACUGGAAAUGUGAAACACUUGAAGAUGCUGAUCUGGUCAUGGGCAGGACAAUACUGUAGACCAUCUAGUACUACAGGUCAUCAGAUGGGUCCGUUGGCUGCAGGUCGGCGGCUGGUCGCCUGCUUGCUGAACAUCUCGGAGGCACGGAACAGAGACGCUGUGGAGAAAGUGGCCAGGGCAGCCGCACGUAAACGGCACGGAGGUUGGCGUGAAGGGACGUCCGUGCUCAACAUUUUCAGUGACCGUGACUACAACCGCUCAGUCAUUACCAUCUCAGCCAGUGUGGAGAGCGUCGAGACUCUGCCGGCUGUCGCAGGGGAGGCCGUGCUGUCGGCCUGCGAAGAAGCCUGUCGGCUCGUUGACGUGCGUAACCACAUAGGAGUCCACCCUUGCUUGGGUGCCGUUGACCUGAUACCUCUGUAUCCCUUGGGGGAGGAUGUGGGACUGGAGGAGUGUGGUAUUGAGGCGAGAGUACUGGCUGCCAGACUGACUGAACUUGUGCCUGGUACCGCUGCCUUUUACUUUGGUUCCGCUGAUAUGCCCCUGCACCGCGGCCUGGCACAGCGGCGCAAGGAGAUAGGCUGGUUCCGAAAAACAACAGAUCUCUCCUGCACUCAGCCGGAUGUUGGAGGGAGACCGCAGAGCAGAUAUGGCCUGACAGGGGUAGGAGCCAGCCCUUAUGUGAUGAACUGCAACGUGACCAUUACUACUGAGGACCUGAGCAUCGGCCGCAAAGUAGCUUCUGGCCUACGUGAAUCCACCCCGGGGGGACUGCCGGGUGUGCAGGUGCUUGCCCUGCCACACAAGGGUGCCGUGGAAAUCGCCUGCAAUGUCGAGAGCGUACAGGGAGCCCCACCAGCAGAGCACUGGCCAUCAUUUAGUGUAGGGGGAAGCACGUACUACCACAUUCCUGCAUCGCUGAUCUCCACCCGUGUUGCAGAGCUUGCGGGUCAACAUGGUGUGGAUAUGGAGGGUGCCUUGCUGGUGGGGUUUACUCCCCAAGAGUGCAGGUUACUGGCAGAGCAUGCCAUUUCUCAGGGUAUUGGAGAAUACUGGAGAGAGCAGCAUGGUGCCCGUAUGUAACUAAUCAGCCCACCUAUUUCAGGAUAUUCAACUGAGCAGCUACUUUGUCACCCAAAAUGUACUAAUUUAGUAAUUUUUCCAGGAAGUGCCAGUUGUUGCAUGAUCCUCUCACACCUUGCAGUUGUAGCACUUAAGGGGCUCAGGGCUCAUCACAACUUAACACUUGCAGCAACUCCCUUUACGGCAUGAAUGGUGUUUGCCAUCAUAGUCACGCAAGGGCUUAUGCUAGGGCCAUUGAUUCAGUUUUUUGUGUACAUUUAAUUGCAAUAGACUGUUUAAAAUUCAGUGUUGGCUGGAGAAGUCUUCUGACUUUGGUCAGGUGCAAAGCUGUUCCUCUAUCAAAAGUCAGUCAAAAAAAAUUACAAUUGUCUCUGUGCUGUUC
Messenger RNA from Scleropages formosus (Asian bonytongue), 1536 nucleotides. RefSeq names its product formiminotransferase cyclodeaminase N-terminal like 1 (gene ftcdnl1). Gene Ontology annotation, molecular function: folic acid binding; transferase activity. The record is from RefSeq and is a predicted model, not a curated record. The transcript is spliced from 7 exons. Bases 96 to 1154 code for a protein of 352 amino acids. NCBI's taxonomy places the organism in Eukaryota, Metazoa, Chordata, Actinopteri, Osteoglossiformes, Osteoglossidae.